CCUCUGUCCAGGCAUGCCAUGAAUUUGAGGACAGCUGGAUUCUAGAGCAAAAAGCAAGACACGCUGGUGUGUUUAUGUACCUGGCAUGUCACCCCCAAAUUGUGAGACAACCCCCUCUCACAAUCUCUCCCUUACUUUGGAACCCUCCUCCACCUUUUCACUUUUAUCUCCUUGGGUAGAAGAAAAGUAUGGUCGACAAGGGGGAACCUUGAUAAUAUAGGGACCUUUCCCUUCACCCUUUUAAAUACCAACAAAUGUCCCUCCUUUCUGAAGGGUUGGGGCUGUAUUUUUAAGAGCCAGCACAAAUUGUCAGACAGGAAGACUCUUCAAUCCCCUAACGAGGCUCAUGUAUUAACUAACAUGCUGUCUCCACCAGCUCCUACACACUGUCUGCUUUUGGGUUCGAAACUUUAUUUUUCCCCCCUAGCGACACUCCAGGGAAACCUUAACGUUACAGAAGAUGAAUAAACGGGUUUUUUCCCAGCAUAGUCCCGUUUAUGGCUUUAUUGCUACCCAUUGAUUACUCCGCUUUGUUACACAGAAGGAAAAGAUCAUAAAAUCCGGCGACAUCCGGGUUCUUGUUAUAGCCACCCCCCCCCCCAAAAUGGUGAAGAGAAAAUAUGAGCUUACACUGCUGCCUUCGCCAGCCCCACCGCCCCCUCUUUGUCAACUCAAAGCAUUUUCAGCCUAUGUCACGAUAUCAAAUGAAGUUUGGAUUAAUCAGGAGAAAAUCCACAUCUGCACACCUUCCGCUGUUUCAGUUCGCCCACUGCGGCUCGUGCUCAGCUGCCUUUUCCUAACCUUCUCUUCCUUUUUCUCGGCCCCAAGGUGGAAAGAAAAUGGGGGUAGGGGCUGCUCAGAGGCCCGGCUCCGCCAGGUGUGGCUGGCCCUUGAGUGAGAACUCCCCAGGAGCCCUUUUCUGGAAUCUCCCAAGCCCCAGAGCUCAGGUCCAGGGGUGCCUCCCUUGGCAGGCGCAGGGGGCUUCUGACCUGUGUAGGGGCUUGAGCCUGCAAGACGCUGACUGUCCUUCAGACCCCCACCAGCCUUCUCUGUCUGCCUGGAUCUUAUGUGAAUUACCCCACCGGCCCUCGCUGGCUCCAAAUCAUAAAUUCUCACCAACAUAAACAGGAGUUGAUGUGUCUAGAAAGAUUCUCAGAGUUCUUUCUUCUUCCUUUUUUCCUUUCUGUCUCUCUCUCUCUCUCUCCCACCUUUUACUCCUUUCUCUCUCUCUUUCUAUUGUAUUCUCACACAUUUUCCCUUUUAGGCCAAAAUGCUGCAAGAGUUGCCCCCAGAAGGGGGGUUCUGAGAGGCAGAAGGGGGCUAAGAGGAAGAGGAAAGCAGAUGCAUGGCCCCUUUGCCCACUUCAGCUCCGCCACUGUAUCCUGAAGUCUCAUCCUUUCCCCUUUAGACUGACUUACUCCCUACAUCCCCCUUAUACCUAAGACUAUCAGCCACAUUCUCCUUCCUCUGAGCACCACGUUUUAUGGAGUUGCUUUCUACUUCUGAUUUUUUAAUUAUGGGGUGGGGGGGAGAGUGGAAUACUGGUUUAGUGAUGAGGACUCACUCCAUGGAGGGUCAAACCAGGAUUUCCUGCAGGAUUUCUGGGGAUUCCCCCCUGAGCUGGGAAGGGGCUCCUCCCAUGGAGAAAUCAGAGUGUACUUUUAGAAGGGGGAAGAGAUAAAAGGUGAAAUCAGAUCGAAAAAUAGAGGGACCUCUCCAGCCCUGGCUGUAGCCACAGCGCAGUAAAGUUAGCUGGGGCUGAGAGAUUUCCUAGCAGUGUAGCUCCUCUUUCCUGGGCCCCAAGGCCCUGCUAACGCCUGUUCACCCUUCCCUCACCUCCAAAUCAGUUCCCCAACAUAUAUAUUUUUAAAAGAAAUCCAAGUCUUACUUUCAAAGCACACACUUAGUCUCAACUAGGGAAUCAACAGAAGCAGAAGCGAUUUUUUUCCCCCUUCUUGACAUCUGGCUUGCGAUUGGCUGGAAGAGGGUCAGCUGACUUUGUCAUUUUGUCUGUCCUGGAUUGGAGCCGUCCCUAUAACCAUCUAGUUCCGAGUACAAACUGGAGACAGAAAUAAAUAUUAAAGAAAUCAUAGCCCGACCAGGUAAAGGCAAAGGGAUGAAUUCCUACUUCACGAACCCUUCCUUAUCCUGCCACCUCGCCGGGGGCCAGGACGUCCUCCCCAACGUCGCCCUCAAUUCCACCGCCUAUGAUCCAGUGAGGCAUUUCUCGACCUAUGGAGCAGCCGUUGCCCAGAACCGGAUCUACUCGACUCCCUUUUAUUCGCCACAGGAGAAUGUCGUGUUCAGUUCCAGCCGGGGGCCGUAUGACUAUGGAUCUAAUUCCUUUUACCAGGAGAAAGACAUGCUCUCAAACUGCAGACAAAACACCUUAGGACAUAACACACAGACCUCAAUCGCUCAGGAUUUUAGUUCUGAGCAGGGCAGGACUGCGCCCCAGGACCAGAAAGCCAGUAUCCAGAUUUACCCCUGGAUGCAGCGAAUGAAUUCGCACAGUGGGGUCGGCUAUGGAGCGGACCGGAGGCGCGGUCGCCAGAUCUACUCGCGGUACCAGACCCUGGAACUGGAGAAGGAAUUUCACUUCAAUCGCUACCUAACGCGGCGCCGGCGCAUCGAGAUCGCCAACGCGCUCUGCCUGACCGAGCGACAGAUCAAAAUCUGGUUCCAGAACCGCCGGAUGAAGUGGAAAAAAGAAUCCAAUCUCACGUCCACGCUCUCAGGGGGCGGCGGAGGGGCCGCGGCCGACAGCCUGGGCGGAAAAGAGGAAAAGCGGGAAGAGACAGAAGAGGAGAAGCAGAAAGAGUGACCAGAACUGUCCCUGCCACCCCACUCUCUCCUUCUCCCUUGCCCCCCCUCCAAUUCCCUCCUAAUCACACCCUCUGUAUUUAUCACUGGCACAACUGAUGUGUUUUGACUCCCUAACACAAAAUUAGGGAGUCAAAUAUGGACCUGAAAGUCAACUCUGGACCCCCCUCCCUCACCGCACAAACUCUCUUUCACCACGCGCCUCCUCCUCUUUGCUCCCUCGCUAGCUCGUUUCUCGGCUCCUCUGCAGGCCCCUUCCCGCCCCACCCCCCAGGCCUUGGGGGCUCCGUCCCUGAACCUCGCUUCAGCUCCACAGACCUCCCUUCAAAUGAGGACUUGGCCUCCCACCCCCUCGGCGCCCCCACCCCCGCCCCUGCGCGGAGAGCUGGCUCCCGAGCCGGGGCCUCCGCUCCGGGGCCUCAGGGCCCGGCCUGGCAGCCAGGGAGGGCGGGAGGCCCAAGGAGAGCACGUCGUGGCCCCACCGCAACCCCCAGGGCCUCCCCGCAGCCCCUGCCCGGCCCCUCUGCCCCAGGAAAUGCCCAGCCCAGGCAAAUUGUAUUUAAAGAAUCCUGGGGGUCAUUAUGGCAUAUUACAAACUGUGACCGUUUCUGUGUGAAUAUUUUUAGCUGUAUUUGUGGUCUCUGUAUUUAUAUUUAUGUUUAGCACCGUCCGUGUUUCAAUCCCAUCUUAAAAGGGGAAAAAAAGAGGGAAAAUUACAAAAAGAGAGAAAAAAAAGUGAAUGACGUUUGUUUAGCCAGUAGGAGAAAAAAAAUAAAUUUAAAAAAAUCCCCUCGUGUUACCCUCCUGUACAAAUCCGACCUCUGGAUCCGUUCUCGAAUAUUUAAUAAAACUGAUAUUAUUUUUAAAAGUUUA
This is a messenger RNA of Hyaena hyaena (striped hyena), 3696 nucleotides long. RefSeq names its product homeobox C6 (gene HOXC6). NCBI's taxonomy places the organism in Eukaryota, Metazoa, Chordata, Mammalia, Carnivora, Hyaenidae. Gene Ontology annotation, cellular component: nucleus. Gene Ontology annotation, molecular function: RNA polymerase II cis-regulatory region sequence-specific DNA binding; DNA-binding transcription factor activity, RNA polymerase II-specific. The coding region runs from base 2117 to 2824 and encodes 235 amino acids. Gene Ontology annotation, biological process: regulation of transcription by RNA polymerase II; anterior/posterior pattern specification. The record is from RefSeq and is a predicted model, not a curated record. The transcript is spliced from 2 exons.